CGAACGCACCCAAGCAAGAUCCUGCUUGACUGAUUUUUUUUUGUUGCCUCGUACAAGCUGUAGUAUAAUCAUGAAUUCCUGAUCUGGAUGGAAUUCCAAACCAAUUCCACAAGCUUUCCCAAUCGCCGCUGCCGGCGCGCAUGGCAAACGCAGCCACCUCGCCGCCGGCGCCGGCGCUGUCAAGGCCCACCCUCCUAGGCGGCGUCCGGGGCUUCGACGCGGCUGUGUCCCUCCGCCUCCACGCCCUUUUCCUCCCGGUGCCGCGCCUCCUCCUCAAGGCGCUCGAGGUCGCCGGCGACGGCCGCAUCUGGCUCCCCGUCCCCAUCUCCCUGCUCCUCCUCUCCGCGUCCCCCGCCAACGCGUCCGGGGCGGCCUCCCCGCUGCUGGCAGGCCUUGUUGCCGGCCUCGUGCUGGACCUCAUCCUCGUUGGCCUCGUCAAGGUCUUCGUCCGCCGCCCGCGCCCGGCCUACAACGCCAAGGACAUGUACGUGGCCGUAAGCGCUGACCACUGGUCUUUCCCCAGCGGCCACUCUUCCCGCGCCUUCCUCGUGGCCUCCUUCCUCGCCGCCGGCGGCUUCCGUCCCCGUGAGGCGCUCUUCCUCUGGGCCGCCGCAACGUCGGCGUCCAGGGUGCUCCUUGGGCGGCACUACGUCCUCGACGUCGUCGCUGGGGCUUGCCUCGGCGUGUUCGAGGCCUGGCUCAGCAUCUUGCUCUUGGGAUUCAUGUGCGCUCAAAGCACCUUCCUUGUAUGCUAAUCCUUGUUAUCGUAGUACCACGAAUCCGCCACAUUGUGGUAUACACUGUGAUACAGCAUUGCUGAUUGUGAAGUUACAAUUUCGGUUAGCAUUUCAGUCAUGUGCUGGUCUUACGC
Messenger RNA from Zea mays, 871 nucleotides. Its product is annotated as putative lipid phosphate phosphatase beta. The record is from RefSeq and is marked provisional. The transcript has a single exon. Bases 141 to 755 code for a protein of 204 amino acids. Lineage: Eukaryota; Viridiplantae; Streptophyta; Magnoliopsida; Poales; Poaceae. Gene Ontology annotation, molecular function: sphingosine-1-phosphate phosphatase activity.